Lymnaea stagnalis (great pond snail) is the source of this 24820-nucleotide messenger RNA. The record is from the annotation of a GenBank genome assembly. NCBI's taxonomy places the organism in Eukaryota, Metazoa, Mollusca, Gastropoda, Lymnaeidae.
UGUGUGUGUGUGUGUGUGUGUGUGUGUGUGUGUGUGUUUGUGUGUGUGUGUGUGUGAUUUAAACGAAAGAAACCAAACAAAUCAGAAUAAGUGAGUUCAUAUGCAACAAUGUCUGGAAUUGGUAAAUUUCAAUUUGCAAUCGACAGAGGUGGCACCUUUACUGACAUUUGGGCAAAAUGUCCAAAUGGAAAAGUUCGUUUAAUGAAGCUUUUAUCCGAGGACCCAGCUAACUAUGAAGAUGCUCCUAAAGAAGCGAUACGAAGAAUAAUACAGCAGGUAAAAUAAAAGCCUGGAAAAGCCCAUAAAAAAAAGUUAAUACUAAUACUAAUUUUAUCUUUUUAUAUAUCUGAAGUAGUAGUACUCUUAGUUAAUGUAAGUAUUUUAUAGGUAAAAUAGCACUUCAGCGUCCGAUAUUCUUUUAUUGAUAAUGUUAAUGAUAAUGCAAGCUGAGUUCAAGUUUACAAUAUAAAUUAUAUGUAUGCAUCAUUGCAUGGCAAAUUAUAGUUCUUUCCCUAAGUCUAAGUCAUAAGGCUUAGACUUGAGUUGACUUAAGUAACAUUUCAUUGAAGUUUCUGAGAAUAUAAUUCCAUAAAAAUAGUUUCAGAACAUGAACUCAUGAAAAUCAACUCAUGAAAAUAAAAAGGGAAAAGAGUUCAACUGUUGACAAACUUUCUUUUCAGUUUGCAUUUCGCGUGCAUCCACAUCUUCAUUCUAUAUUCUAUGUGUGGACGCCUGCAUCAAUGAAGUUUUUCAGUAGACCAUAACCGAAUAUUUGAUAUGUUAUAUGUUUGUAUAAGCAAACCAUCCAGCCAAGACAAUAUGUGAACCUGGUAGAAUAUAUCUGCACUCCUGUAAAGUGAUCAUAUCUGGCAUUUAAACAAGAAAAGAGUGCCUUCUCUCUCUUUCUAUGUGACCAAAAACAUAGUAGCCCUCUCUUCACUUUCCAUGGUCAACGUGAUAUUUUUUGCUAGAAAUAUUUAGGUUUUUCAAUUUCUGUGACAAUCACUUGACCCUGAUUGUCGAAAAACUCAAUUUCUGUUGCAUUCUCAGCCAGCCAGGUUUCACACUCCUCCGGCAUGAAGUUGCACUGGUCCGUCUCAGUGUGCAUCUUUUCCAUGAUCCCUUCCCCUUGUUGGCACUUAACCACACUUAUCGGCAUGUGGCUUACCCCCACAUAUAACAAAAAAAGCUAUUUUGUAGACAUCUGCAAAUCCUGUUAAACCCCUUUCCCCUUGACUGCAUUUGUCAGCAUUUGAACAAACCCCCCUGCCCGCCUCUAUGGACAUCCUUUAUGGACGAUCUCCUGUGCCGCAAUAUAUAUAUAUAUUCAUAUACAUAUAUAGGCCCCCUAAUGAUUAUUCAGCUCUUUUGAGUGACUUGAGGGGCAAAAAAUAUCAGAAUAUAUUUUUUUAAAUAAUAAAUUAGUUCUAAAAGUCUACUGUGCCUACUUUACAGGCAUUAUGAUCUUGGAUAAUCCAUAGCCUACUAGUCUAUAUUAUUAUGAAGUAAAACUAGUAAAAGUAAAUGAAAAUAUAAGAUGAGCAGAAAACACAAUACAAGAGAGGAUCAGUUGGAUUAGCCGGGUUGGAGAACUCUUCAACAUGAAAAGACAACAUAAUUAUAUCAUAUCAUCAAUGGAAAUGCUGUCCCUUAAAACAUGAUAAAUGGGAAGGCGCAGAGUAAAUCCCUACAGAGUAGUCGGUAUAAUUCAAAUUUACCCACAGAAAAUCAUGUCAACUCACUGUGGCUCAUGACUCACAGAUAUUAAUAAAAUGAGAUACAAACUCAAAGACCAACCCCAAACUAAAAAAUGUCUACACUUUAUACUAGUAUGCAUGAACUUUAUCUAAAUAAAUUAACCUGAUUUACAGAAUGCUUAAAACUUUCAAUUAUAAUUCUAAAAUUCAAAUGUUUUAUGGAAUUACUGUCCUGGUCAUGAUAGGGGUGCCAUGCUUUCAGCAUAUUAAAUAGUGGAUAAGGUCUGUCAACAUAUUAUCUGAAGUGUUAGCUAUAGAGUCCAGUAACAGCCUGGUUAAGAAGCCUGAAAAUGCAAUACAACUUUUACUAGCCAUUCUUAAUGAAUAAAUAAAAUAAACAUUUAAAACUUAUAUCUACUACUGAAUAGACCUACAAAUUUCAUAAAUAAAAUAUUUAUAAAAUUAAAAACAUCUAUUUACAUUAAAUGUAAUCAUGAAUUAAUUUCAAGUUUAUUACUAAUUAUGUUUCAUUAUUCUUUUCUUAAUUUAACACACAAUCAUUAAAGGAAACAAACAGUUUGCCAUCAAAAGAGGCAUCGAUCGACACAAGUUUGAUAGACUGGAUCAGAAUGGGAACUACAGUAGCAACAAAUGCAUUGCUAGAGAGAAAAGGUGAACCAAUGGCUCUUGUGAUAACUAAAGGCUUCAGAGAUUUGCUUCACAUUGGAAACCAGGCUCGACCCAAUAUAUUUGAUUUGGUAAUGGUGAAAUCAGUUAUAUUAUUUUUAAAAUUUUGUAUCUUGCUAUAAUGCAUUAUAUUUUAAGUACAUGGACUAAUUCGGGCAUAAGCAUAUUCUUGAGAGACCUUUUAGACAGAGUUGGAUAUUUUUUUUAUCAGGAGCCAAAAAAAAUUAUUUCUAUAAAUUUAUAUUGUUGUAGGGAUUAACAUGUCGAAAUCCAACACCUGUUUUUCAAAAUCUUCAAUUGGAAAACUUAAUUCUGCCUGUUUAGUGUAUUAUUUUGUAAUGAAAUAUAAGGAUAAUAAUAAUAUCCAUUAACAGGAGAUAGUGUGUCCAGAAAAUCUCUAUGAAGAGGUGGUUGAAGUAGAUGAGAGAUGUGUACUACAUCGAGAAGACUGUCAAAUAAAACAGCACUCAACGGAAGUCACCGGCUCCACUGGUGAAUUGGUAAUGGAUGAUUUUGUUCUGUUGUUGUUUUUUUUUCUUUUUACUUCUUUUACUUGUCAUCUUUAAAAGUAUUACAAUCUUAAGGUCUUUGAACUAAUUAAAUAUUUGUUGGUGUUUUUUGUUUUACAAAGACCAUAAGAUAAUUUGGGCAAAAACUUUUCUUUUCCUCAGCUUUCAAUUUGGAGGACACUGAAUUUAGAUCAGCUCAAGGGGGAUUUACAAAAUGUGCUGGACAAAGGCAUCAAGAGUCUUGCUGUAGUAUUUAUACAUUCAUAUAUGUAAGUAAUUUUAUUUUUAAUGAGACAAAAAUUCCAAAGGCAUCAAAAGUCUUGCUGUUGUUUUUAUGCAUUCAUGUAUUAUGUAAGCCUUUUUUUUUUAAUAAAACAAAACGCCCCAAUUUAGAACAUUCCACAAUUAUUUGUACACUUAUUAAAAAAAAUUUAUUUUUUUUAAAACGAAACAAUUAUAAUACAUUCUUUUCAUGCCCCAUGCCAUCAUGAAAUGUUCUGGUAUUUUAUUGCACUCAGAUUCUCUGGACAUGAAGAAGCAGUAGGCAAGCUUGCCCUGGACAUGGGCUUCACAAAUGUGUCUCUCUCCUCCAAAGUUAUGUCAAUGGCUAGAAUCGUGCCCAGAGGUUACACAGGUAAUAUUAAUAUGGAAUACAUCACACUAGAGGAUACUGUUUUUCACUCACCUACUGUAGCAUGCAAAACCACUGUGAGGUGCCAUGGGAAAUUUCCAAGAGUCCAAAUGCUAUAGUUGUGCUGUUCCACCAAUGUGACUGUGAGGCUGAUGGUCGAUGAUGUCAAUCCUCAUGUAAAAUUGCAUUGAUUUAUGUCAACUGUUUAGUUGUUUGUCUGUUGUUAGUGGUUUCUUUAUUUUAUUUUUUUUUAUUUUGUAACCUUAUGUUAGGACUGACUGGUAAUCAUUCAUUUACUAUGAUAGACAACUCAGAACAAUGCACUUUGCAUCAUGCUUUGUUUUAUACUCAAAAAGUUGCCAUAGUCUUCCUCUCUCAACUUUCCCAGAUGAAUUUCUUUAUUGUUAUAGGGUUACUUACAAAAUAUAGUUAUUUCAACUUGUUCCACAAGUUCUCUUGAUGUAUCUUAAUUGAAAUUAAAGCCAAAGGGUUUACACCUCCAGUGAAAUCUAAAAUAAAAGUUCAUUUAAGUUGUAAGAACAGAAAAGAAAUCAUGGUCAGAGAAAAAGGGUAUUAAGGUUUAAUAGGCUUAGAUAACUACUAUCUAUUUCUCUUUCCAGCUUGUGCGGAUGCCUAUCUCACACCUUGUAUCAAGAAAUAUGUUGAAGGUUUCAGAUCUGGGCUCCAGGUAACCGUUUUUAUUUUAAAUACAUUCUUUUUUAAUUUUCCUAAGGUUUUCUAAUUAAUAUAUAUAGAAUGCAGCUUAGGCUAAAAAUCUGCAGUAAAAACAAUGUUCACUGUUUCUCUGUAAGUGAUUUCCAGAUAAAAUUUAUUAGAAUAUGUGAACCAACUUGUAAUUGACAGGUCCAUUAAAGUAAUGUCAUUCUUUUUCAAUAAAGAAAGUACCAACAAAUUUUUUUUUUCCUAAUUUAAUGGUUGUGUAGUUAAAGCUUAACCUCAGUGUAACAUAAUUUCACAUUGGGAAGGAAAAAAAAAAAAUUUUAUAUUUAAAGUUGUCAAAAUUAUACUCUAUUUUAUAUCCUCAUAUGCAGUAAAAUACUCCCUUUUAUAUAAAAAAAGGAAUUAAAUAUUCUUUGUUAUUUUCCAGAAAGCUAAAGUGCUUUUUAUGAGAUCAGAUGGUGGAUUGACCCCCAUGGAGAGGUAAAACAUUUUAGAACCAUUGGUUGUAAGUUAUCCACAACAACAAAUGUUCAAUGGCCUGGAAAGAUAAAAAUAAAAAAAAGUCCACUAGAAAAAUUUGCAAUUGUGCAUUACCGAUAAUCAAUGAAAUGUAAAUUGAAUUCAAGUGGUAUUCUUAAAGGCCAAUCAUUGAUAUGGACUAAAAGAUAUUCUUUGGGAGGAGGUAAAUACCAAACAAAAAUAAAAUCUGCCAGAAAGACAGCAGACAUCUUCCGACUUGGGAGGGGCUUAAAUUUGGUUAGCCGUGCAAAAAAAAAAAGAGAUUUAGGUUUAUGGUUACCGGGUACUAGUUUAGUAUUAGCUGUUGGUAUAAUAAUUUGUAUUGUCAAAUAAAUAAAAAUAUUUCAGAUUUUUAUUUUUUAAAUUUAAAUUAUCGCAAUUUAAUGGAGAUGAGAUUUAGUUAAAACCAGAAAUUAUAUAUUUUAAUAGAACAUACUUUAACAGUAAUAAUUAUCCCAACACUUUGAAGUUAUGGUUUGAACAUUAGAUGUUCUGCUUCCUUAAAUUUAUUUUUAACUCAUCAAUUCAAAAACAAAAUAAACUAGUGUUCUAUAUCUUCUAGGAAUGUUAAGACUCAUUCUCAGGUUCAACAUUUUAACAAGAGACCUGUCCUAAUAUGUCAAGAUUUUUGUAACUUUUCAUUACAGCUUCAUGGGCUCACAUGCCAUACUGUCUGGACCAGCCGGAGGCGUGGUGGGAUAUGCUGAGACCACAUACAGCAAGGAGACCAAGACACCUGUCAUUGGCUUUGAUAUGGGAGGCAAGUCAAUUUUCCAAAACAGUUGAUCAUAAGAGUGUGGCUCAGUAAAUGUCCAUAUCACCUAUACCACAUUUUGUGGGAACAUGCAGUCUGGCAAAAUAUUUGUUUGACCAUUUGACUGUCACAGAGGCCGUUCAUGAGAUUAGAAUUUUAAACAAACACACAAACUGUGGAACAAAGAAAUGAGGGGGAAACUGCUUGCAUUUACAGGCACAUCAACAGACGUGAGCAGAUUUGCUGGGGAGUUUGAGCAUGUUUUCGAGACCACAACAGCCGGCAUUACGAUACAGGCCCCACAGGUACGCUGUAUGUUUGAUAAUAAUUCGUAGAUUUUAACUUCUUAAUUUCAGGCCAUCUCAAAAAUUGUAACAGUAGCUUAUAUCAGAAUGUAAACCUUUUGUUUCCUUUAGGGAUUUAUAAAAAAAAAAUUUUGCACAAGAAGAAAAAAGACUAUUUGUGCUUUAUGUCUUUAUUUCAAUCAUAAUUAUAAGAAACAUGCUAUUGUGCUAUUUUAAACUCUUUCAAAAGUUGAAGUAAAUUUGAUUAAUUUUAAAUUUCAACAAUCCGGAUUUGUUUCCAUCAUCUUAAAGUUGAAUUGCAAUUAAUCUUUAACUGGGUGCUGGGCAAAAAGAAUCUUGAAAAUUUCUCUAAAUGUUUUUUUGUCACCUGACAGCUGGACAUAAAUACUGUCGCCGCGGGAGGGGGAUCCAUGCUGUUCUUCAGGUCAGGCAUGUUUGUUGUGGGCCCGGAGUCCGCCGGGGCCCAUCCAGGACCUGCUUGCUACAUGAAAGGUACGGGCAAUGUCAAGCUCAUUGUGAAUUCCAGGCAAUUUUCUGAGGCAUGGAGACUUUCAAAUUAACGUAAGGGAUAUUAUAUGACAGGGCAGUGAUGGGGUCUGGAAUUCAGAACAACCAUCCUAAGAUCCGUACCGGACAUUAUUUCAACCAUCUUAACUUUUAGUACCCUGGCUCCUGGUCCUAAAAUAUCCAUUUACCUGGGCUCCUGGGAAAAUAGACACAUAAACAAAAUUCCAUUUCAUUCUUAGCUUGUCUGUUAGUUGCUCAUUUCUUUUAAAACGUUAUUUCAGGGAGAAAACUGUCUUAAAAAGCAAUGGAAACUAUCACUUUAAUGCCCUUGAUUUUCAUUAAAAACCCGGGGCUAAGACAAGGGAUAGAUCUUUUUUUCUUGAUUAUCCAAAGCACACAUUCCAGCACUAGCCCUAGUUGAAGUCAAUCAAUCCUCACAAUCAGAGUCUUAUUUGCUUUUAUUGGAAUCAUUUUUCAAAACAUGAUGUAAAUCCUUUGAUAUAUUUACAUUAUCAUCAGCCAUGCUUGGCUUUUAGUUUUUUAGAAUAGCAAUCUUUGAAUUUUUUGUCAUCUUCUAUUCAUAAAAUCAUUAAUAAAACAUAUGAAAACAAUGGAUCCAUGGUCGGGCCCAUGACAGUAACCUUUAGCUAGUCUCGUAGUAAACCCUGAUUUCAGUAUUCACAACACAAUUUUAUAGGGACUGUCAAUCUAGCGCAGGGGUCGGGAACCUAUGGCUCGCGAGCUAGAUGUGGCUCUAUUGAUGGCUGCAUCUGGCUCGCAGACAAAUGGUCGAUUAUAUAAAAAAAAGUCGCAUUAACGGUACGAAAUACUCAUUAUUGAUUAGCAACAGCUUAACAAUGUUAAAAAUUCAGAGACAUAAUUAUUGCAUUUUUAGUGUUGAAAUUACACAAAAUGCACUCAUUUCCUUAAAUUUUUAGUUUUAAACAUAAUGUAUGGCUCUCACAGAAUUACUUUUCAAAAUAUUUGGUGUCCAUGGCUCUCUCAGACAAAAAUGUUCCCGGCCCCCUGAUCUAGCGUAAGGUAUGUGAGACCAAAAUAUCGGUCUGGCUGGGUAUGGAUGUUUAAUGUAAAGUUCGAUAAAGCAGGAUCACAGGUUCAAUGGGUUAAGAUAAGUCCCAGAAAUAUAUAGAAUCAUCCUAUGAUAGGCUCAGGAAAUAUAUAGAAUCAUCCUAUGAUAGGUUCAGGAAAUGUAUAGAAUCAUCCUAUGAUAGGUUCAGGAAAUGUAUAGAAUCAUCCUAUGAUAUGCUCAGAAAAUGUAUGGAAUCAUCCUAUGAUAGGUUCAGGAAAUGUAUGGAAUCAUCCUAUGAUAGGUUCAGGAAAUGGUUUCAACCAAUUAAGAUAGGUCCUUGAAAUGUUAACAACCAUCUCAAGACAGGUUCUAGAAAUGUUUACAGCCAAACUAAGUUAAACCACAAUCUUCACAACAGGGGGACCACUAACCAUCACUGAUGCCAACCUCUGUCUUGGGCGCUUGCUACCUGAGUAUUUCCCACACAUCUUUGGCAAAAGUGAAGACAUGCCGCUGGAUAAGGAAGCAACCAUUGGUGCUUUUGAAAAACUCACUGCUGAGGUCAGUUAAAAGAACAUUAUACAUGAUCAAGCCAUCAUUCAAACCUUUGACCUGAGUGGUUUAUCUUUUAUUGUGUGUUAAGUUAUAAUUUUGUACAUCUCAAGAGCAUUGUUUUACUGGGCUCUGUGACUCCUAGAAAUAUACCAUGCCUUUUUGUCUCGGAGCAUACUUUUUAAUUGGCAAAGUUUUUUGGACCUUUGAUUUUUCAAAUCUAAAAUAAAUACUGUUAAAAUAUUACCUGUAUUUCAUCAGGAAUCCUAAUAAUAAAUGAGCAAUGAAAGGAUAUAUAAUUAAAUUGUAUCCAUUGAAUUUAUAAAUGAGGUAAAACAGUCAGUUGGACAAAUAAUUUUUACUUUACAUUUGUUUUUCGACUAUUUAGAAAGUGUUUUUUUAGAUUUCCUUAAUAAAGAAAAAGAAUCCUCAUGGUUUUAUUUGCAAAACUCAUUUUUAUUUCCUUCUAAAUUCAAAUUGUUUUGUCGAUUGUUUGGUUUCUUGGGGACGUUUACCUUGUAUAGCAUUAUUUAAAAAAUACCUUGUUUUUGUAUGAGACUAAGAAGUACAAUUCUUGCUUCGAUCAAUUUAAAUUUAUUUCUUCUUACACUAAUAUUAAAAAUAGUUUUAAUUUUUUUUGUUGUUGUGUUGUUUUAAAGAAGAAAGACAAGAUUCUACAUUUAACAAAUUUUUCCAGCGAGAGUGAAGAAUGAAAAAAGGUUAAUUCUGAUUUUUGGUACGAUCUCACCUCAUGGCAUCAACCAAAUACUCAUUUGCUAGUAGUCCUCAAUUUUCCCCUAUUUCUAUUCUCAUUUGUUUGGUUUUUUUUCCUACUUGAAAUCUUUAAAAUUAUUAGCAUUUCACAUUAACAGUAUCUAAAUUCUUUUACUUCCUGUAAUCUCUUUGGUAGCAGUUUUGUUUUGAAACAAGUUACUUUUCUAAGAUUGUGACCACACCCGACAAGCUAAGUCUUUGAAUUUCUCAUUCUUUGUUAUUUCUUGCUUUGUCUGCUGACUAUGGCAUUUCAUUGUACUUUUUGUUUUCCUUUUCAUGCUCCUAAAAAUCUUCUGCUACUAUUUCCUUCCAGUCCCUCAUGUAUUAUUUUUUCUCUAAACAGUUUAAUUUUUUUAACCACAGGUCAAUGAGUUUUUGAAAACACAACAAAAUGACCACCAUGUGACGUUCACACCAAUGACAAAGGAGGAAGUAGGCCUUGGUUUUAUUCGUGUGGCUAAUGAAACAAUGUGUCGACCAAUCAGAGCUCUGACUCAAGUAAGUACCUGUGACAGGGCAAUAUUAAAACUGAUUUUGAGAUUGGAUUUGACAGAGUUCACAUUGACAGUUACAGUGAUAAAUAUUUAUUUCUCAAUUCACAGUUAUUGAAAUAGUAUUACCACCAAGAAAUAUAGUUUUUACUUUUAUAAUUGCUCGUAAUGGAAUUUUACCUUGACAAACUCAUUAGGUGACAUCAGCUGCAAUGAACAAAGUCACAUGUUAAGUUUUGCCUCAGUGCAACAACUACACAGGCUAGAUGUUAACUUUGUAAGUUUGUUCUUUAAAUGUGCACAGGCCAAAGGUUAUGAUACAUCCCGUCACAUCCUGGCAUGUUUUGGUGGAGCAGGUGGACAGCACGCAUGUGCAAUCGCACGUUCCCUUGGCAUGCAGGAAGUCUUCAUUCACAGGUUGGCAUGGGGUUUCAUAAUUAUUUUAUCAUUAUUUUAUCAUUAUUUCAUCAUUAUUUUACUUAUUCUCAAAGGAUUGGUAACACCAAAAAAAAUGGUUUUCAAUUUAAAGGGCAGCUAAGACUAUCCAAAGUAAUCAUACUGAUCACAAAGAUUCAGGUGCUAGAUUAUCUCUACAAUUUCUCUUAAUUUAAACCAUUUACUGGAUUUUUGGUAUGUGGGCAUGAUUGUAUAAUCUCUAUAUCAUGAUCUGAUGUACAUAUGUUCAUAUGGGUAACUAAAAGAAUCUAUAAACAAUUUUCUACCACACUCAGCUUUGUUUUGCCUCCUUCCUGUGUUUCAUUUUUAAAAAAUGUGUGUUUUUUAAAACCCUAAGAUUAUACCUUUUAUAACGUUGUAGAUAUGCUGGCAUUUUGUCUGCUUAUGGUAUGGCCCUGGCUGAUGUUGUCUAUGAGGCACAAGAGCCAGCAUCCUGCACCUACAGCUCUGGUAAAUUUGAUUAAAUAUAUUUAAAAUCUCUUGAGUCUUUUGGCUGUUACACAUAAUAUAUUUUUCCGAUUUUCCUCGAAAUCAAAGGUUUCCAAGUUUUCAUAUUUGUGGCACAUUUUUUUCAGAUGUUCAUAUUUUUGCUACAAAGUAAUUCAUUUGUUCUAACAAUCUGGAAGUUUAACUAAACCUGUUGUGAAACAGAUAUGGGCAGGCAAAGUUGCAUUGUAAUAAUGAAAUGUAUGGCAAAAUAAAAUAUAUAAAAAUCUUUUCAUUUAUAUGUUUAAAAAUUUAUGAUUUUUUAACAAAUCAACAUAUAUUUUCAAGAUUUUUAUGACUGUCAUUAAUUUAAGAGAAGUUUGUAUUGCACUUUCCCAUUGACUCAUGUAUGUCCUUUUAUGGUCAUGUGACACACCUACACCUUUUUUGGAAAGAUCUGCUUUUGCUAUAGUUGAAUUGAAUGCAGCUGUUUCUGAAUUAGACUUGCUCCAAUUUUAAUAGUUAAAUAAUAAUUUUUUUUUUUGAAACACACCAAUGAAGCUGCUGCUCACCACAAAUGCUUGUCAUAAAAUUGUGUAAUUGUUUCAUGCAUUUUCAUUUUUGUAAACCACAGAAAACUUGAGGAAGCUGGAUGAUAGGGUUCAAGUCUUGGAAAGGAAAUGUUAUGAGGAGCUUGAAAAGCAAGGAUUCACCAGGUACCAUCGUCCGCAUGACUUUUUUCUGCUACUAUUCUAAUUUUUAAAAUAUCAGUGCUGAUUUACUGAAUGCCAUUAAAAAAAAUAUUCAAAAAGUGUAAUGCCAUAAGGAGCUUCUAAAAUUUAGGUGAGUUUAUUUUUUAGAUAUCCCACCAAAUGGAGGGAUAUUGUCCCAAUUAAAAAAUAAGCUCCCUUGUUCACCCUUAGGGAACAGAUAGAGACCCAGCCGUUCUUGCAUCUGCGUUACGAGGGAACUGACUGUGCUCUCAUGUGUUCUAACCAGUUCCCAGCCAAGGAUGGGACCAGCACUCAUGGCGACUUUUAUACAGCAUUCAUAACCAGGUAAUGGAACAGUAGAUUCACAGAAAUAGAAAUAGGUGGCCAGAGGGUGCGGUCUGUCCCGGGCAGAACUUAUUUUAGGGCGGCAUUCUUCGUCCACUUCAUAUACUUUAUACAGCUUUUAUUUUAAUGCUAAUUUUUUUAGUUUUUUUGUUAAUUACAAGUGCAAAAUUCAAGGACCGCCCCAGGCAUAAUGAACUCAAACUAUUCCACUCCUCCCAGUAUCUACAGAGCAUUUUCUAUCAUGGCUUUCAUAAUCAGAAUAAUUGACAGUUCCAUUGAAAUUUCCAGACUGUCACAUUCCUAUUUACAACCAAUUACGUUGACAUGUAUUUCCCUAAAUCUCUGCGGUUUGUUCAUUGAAAACUUGUUCAACUUUGCGCUGCUGCAGGUACAAGACAGAAUUUGGGUUUGUACUUAAAGAUCGCAAAAUAUAUGUUGAUGACAUCAGAGUCAGAGGAGUGGGGAAGUCCCGGGCAGCCAUUGCUAUAGAGAUACCUGAAUCAACUGGGCCUCCUAAACCUAAAAAGGUAGCGUAAAAUUUAAUAUUACUUUAGGUUUUUUCUUCAUAAGGUUUAAUAAAUUUUACAAUUAAAUUUAAAAGGGUCUAUCCUUUUUUUUUUUUUUUUUUUUUUUUUUUUUUUUUUUUUUUUUUUUUUUUUUUUAUUUUUUUUUUUUUUUUUUUUUUUUUUUUUUUUUUUUUUUUUUUUUUUUUUUUUUUUUUUUUUUUUUUUUUUGACACUUAAAAAUACUUUUUAUUACUUUAGACUUGAGAGAGUGAUACUUAAAAUGUUUUUAUUUUUUAGACAUGAGAGAGUGAUUUUUGUUUGUUUUGUCACUUUUCAACAUCCAUUGAUCCAAAAUUUGUUCUCACACACAUAGGGUAUGCUGCUUAGUCUAUUUAUACAUUUGGUCCAUCAAAGUUUUAUUUAAUUUAAAAAUACACUUAUGUGAACAAAAUACUAUAAAAUUGGGAUCCUAUUAUUUGCUAAAGGUGUAAUGAAAGAAGAAUGGCCCUACAGAUUUUGUUGCAUUUACAUUAUAUCAAAAGCAAAAUCUGUUACACUUUAGCAUCAGAAACUGUUGUUUUUUGUCAAAGGGGUGGCCCUAUUUCAUAUUUAUUCUCCAGAUUGUGACAUGCUAUUUUGAAGAGGGCUGUCUCAGCACUAAUGUAUAUAUACUGGAGAAUUUGUGUGCCAACCAUCAGAUCAGUGGACCAGCCAUUAUUAUAGAUAAAAACAGGUAUUUCUUUCCUCGUAUCUACAAAAAUGCCUUCCUAUUAGGUACUGUGCAAUUUUAGGCAUAAAUGUGUCUUCUUUGUCACACAAGACUUUUGGGUGUUAAUAAAUUUGUCUCCAUUUUGUCACACACCACUUUAAGAUGUAAAUAUAUUUGCCUCCAAUUUGUAGCUCAAGACUUUUUGGUGUAAAUAGAUUUGUCUCCAUUUAGUCACUUACGACAUUAAGACACGCUUGGUCAAACACAUGAUUAAUGUAGCUACCUACACGUAUUUAGUUGUAAAUAACUAAACUAUUGCCAUGUCGAACUACAACCUUGUCCCACUCACAGCACUAUCAUAGUUGAGCCCGACUGCUUGGCUGAAGUCAGUCGUCAUGGAGAUGUGAGGAUCAGGGUCAGCACCUCCCACAAAAAAGUUGUGGGGACGGAUCUGGACGCCAUCCAACUUUCAAUAUUCUCCCACAGAUUCAUGAGUACGGCUGAACAGAUGGGCAGGUAACUGUUGGGGAAGUGUCGGAACACAUGUGCAGAUAACUUCAUGGGUAUCUUGUUAACAAAGGGGCAUUUAACUGUUGGGAAAUUAUUUGGAUCAAAAUUAUCUGGCAAUAACCCUGAAAUUAAAUUCCUUUUUUUGCAUUAAAACCAAGGCUCUUAAACACAGUACACGCCAAAGUAACUCACUUAAUGAUGGGUUUCACAAAUUUUUAGCUGUUUAAAAUUUUUAAUCAAGUAGUGUUUAGGACCCACAGGACAUCCUUAUUGUCCUCACGCUUCCCUUAUAGUUUCUUGAGUAUGAGAACCUCUUUUAUAAAUUGUUGAAUGGGAUUCAUUUUUAAACUCUUUAUCUAGUUUUCUUAUGCUUUCAGAGUUCUGCAGCGGACAUCAAUUUCAACCAAUAUUAAGGUUCGUACAGUUUAAAUUUAAUACACAAUUCAGUUGUAGAUUAGUAAGUAGCACAAUAACUACAGAUGAAGGAUGUAAGGUUUGAACACGAAAAUCUAAUCACCUUUAAAGCAUGCAGUGAAAUUUGUGGUACAGAAAGCAUUCUAGUCUGGCAGUUAAAUCCAGCUGAGAAGCUAUUGGACAGAACCGACAUUCCUUGGCGAGGAAGACGAACAGAAGGCGGAAUGAAAAUAUAAUAUGGAGACUGCCUUCAAGCUGUGUCAAAGAAAAUCUAAAGAAAAAGAUAUGUGGGAUCUUGAAUAACAUAACAAGAGAAUAACAAAAAUGCAUGAAUAAAUGUAAAGAAAGCCUGGCUAAGAUCAGGUGUAUUUGCCUGUUAGAUCUGAUAAUUCUAUAAAAGUGUGGUUCCCCGUGGAGCCCCGUGUACUUCACACGGGCUUCGCGGCCACUCUCUCCCCUCUAACACCACCCCUGAACACUAUUAACUUGUAAGACAUAGAGCAAGCCUAAAAGGGCUCCACUAUAGAAAUUAACUCUGUUAAAGUGUUCCGUGACUCAAAUAGGUUGUCAACCACUGCUAUAAAAUAUAUUUUAAAGAUCAUUCUGUUCAAUAAUCGUAGUCUAUGGUUUUUAACAUCUAUCAAUAUUAGGCGUACCUGCCCACCCAAUCAAAUUGCUAUUUGUGCUGAGCCCACAUUUUUUUUAAAUUCUUCAAUUUUGUUCAUGUGUUUGUGGCAAAAUCUUAGGAUGGCUAAUUGACCCACUUCCCGUCAUCCUUUCGAUCUGAAACUUGGCACACAGACUCAUGUUGCCGAUGAUAACACAUUCUGUCAAAUUUUCAACCCAACUUUAAGUUAACCGCAGUUUUCCAUCAUAUGAAGUAGAUCUCAAAAGUAAAUGUUUAUUGGGGGAAAAAAGGUAUUCGUUGUUACACUAAAGUGUCAGUGGUAUUUUUUUUUCAACAUUGUUCCCACCCACCCCCCGUAGUGUACCUCAGAUUAUAAAUGAAAGACAAAGAACCUGUCAGAGAUGAGCAAUGCAUAAGAUAAAACUUAAUACUAACUAACUAUUGAUGCUUAGGAAACUUUCAAGUUUAAUUUAAUUAUAUAUUCAUGCACUUUCAGUAAGAAGCGCCGUCUGAGUGCAAGGCAAUCAUUAAUAUAUUAGAUUGUACGGGUUAUAUAGUUCCGUAUUGGUGUUGAGGUAAAAUCUCCACCAGUACCUUGUUAACUUGGAUUAUUAUGUAUAUUCACAUAAUUUUCUUGCAACAAGAUUGUCAAUCCUGGGGACACGUCUGUCAAUCCUGGGGACACGUCUGUCAAUCCUGGGGACACACCAGUUGCAAACUGCUGAUUUAGGGCAUGAUUCAAAAUGUCUAAAUGAAAGACAUGUAUCACUGUAGUUAGAUAAGGAAUUAAUGUGGCAUUCAUUUUGUAUUUUCUUAUAGGAACGUCUGGACUUCAGCUGUGCAAUGUUUGGACCUGAUGGUGGUCUUGUGGCCAAUGCACCUCACAUUCCAGUGCACUUGGGUGCCAUGCAAGAAACUGUUCAAUACCAGGUAGGUAACUGGGGCUAGCUCAGUACUAUGGAUUGACUUACAGAGGCCCCUCUCUCUGCAGAAGUUUCUUCCCUUCUUAGCCCUUAUUUCUGCUUCCCUCCAUCCCAGAUCAAAAUGACAGUGGAACACCUUUUUUUUUACAACAAAACAAGCUCUGCCCCUUCUCGACUCAUGUUUCUCAAUAACACCUUUUUAUCCAAAUAUAAAAAGCUCUGCCCCCCCUCUCCCCUUCUUGACACCUGUUUCUCAAUUUCAAGUUACAAUGCUGGCUGCUACAACUUGGUAAAUUUGACAAAAGGGUGGCGACACUAAAAUAGUUGAGAACCAUUGGGUUAAACACAUUAAAGAAAAUGAGAAGGUAACUUUUUUUUUCUUCCAUGUAAGACCCUGGCUCUGAUCUGCUGGGUAUGGUCCCAAAAUUCCAGGACCGGGUGUACAAAUCUCCACCCGGCUCAGCCCUAUUACAAAUGCAAUACGUGUGUUAUAUGACAUUUCUCAUAUCUUUUGACAGAUGAGAACACUUGGUGAAAAUUUUAAAGAUGGUGAUGUCAUCCUGAGCAAUCAUCCACAAGCUGGAGGAAGUCAUCUCCCUGACCUGACCGUCAUUACUCCAGUAAGUUACAUCUCCCUGACCUGACCGUCAUUACUCCUGUAAGUCACAUCUCCCUGGCCUUCAUUACUCCAGUAAGUCACAUCUCCCAACAAAUAACAUGUGUCCAUCAAAAUUAAUGUUUAAAAAAAUAUAAUUUCUUAAGGUCGAUUUAUUGUAUAUUUUAAUUACAGGUGUUUUUCAAGGACCAACCAAAACCUGUUUUCUUUGUGGCCAGUAGAGGUCACCACGCAGAUAUAGGGGGGAUAACUCCUGGCUCCAUGCCGCCCCACUCAAAGUCCAUCUAUGAAGAAGGAGCUGUAUUUAAGUCUUUCAAACUUGUGGAGAACGGAGAAUUCAAGGAGAAAGGUUGGUUUCCCAUCUUAUUUAUUAACACAAUUUAAUCUUUAAGUAGCCUAAAAUCUUAAGUCCGAUGAAUUUAUUUCAAAGUUGCUGAACAAAACUCAAUUAUCAUUUAAUCUUUAUAAUUCACAUUUUGAUUAGAUAAACAAAACUGAUAAAAGGGCUGUUAAAAAUGCAAAUAAACUUACAAAAGCUGUCUCCAAAAAGUAUUGUUAAUUUUAGUGGUUUCAAAUUGUUUGUAUCUUAUAACUCACUUCUAAUUUAUUCUGCAAAACACCAUUCACAUGUUAAGAAAAAGAUAUCCUGUUUCAAAACAAUAACAAAAAAAGCCCAUCACAAACUACUUUCUGAGCUUUGAUGCUUAAAUUAAAAUUAAUUUCAUAAGUGUCUUGUUAUCUCAUAUUUCAUUGUUUGAAAGAAAGAAAAAAAAAGUCUUGCAAGUUUUUAAAAUUCUUUAUUUUACAUCAAUUUUAAUUUAAUAUUUCAAAAUCUUACAACACACCUGUGAACUUUCCCCCCAAAAAACACUAAUUUAGAUAAGAGUCAUGCUGAGAUUUUUCCUUCCCUAAUGUUAUUUGACCUCUGACAUCAGAGGUAGUCCAAGCCUUCAAUGAGCCAGCCAAGUACCCAGGAAGCAGUGGCUCAAGAAACCUGCAUGACAACCUCAGUGACUUGAAAGCCCAGGUGGCUGCCAACCACAGGGUAGGCAUUUUCCUUCGUCCCCAUUCUUGUACAUUUACAGUUGAAAGCUUCUUAAAACUCUGUGGUUAUUCCUUAAACCGUGUCUUCAAAUCAGACAGGCAAAACAUGAUAUGAUUAGAGGUUGAUGCGGUGUUAUCAUAUCAUUAGACCAGUGGUCCAUAAAAAAUUUGUUGAGUCGAAGGGCCAUUGUCAAACUCCUAUUUGUACUAGAUUCGUUAAUUCAUCAAGUUCUUUCACACAUUGUAAUACAUCGUACUAGCACUGAAUCAACUCAAGUCCUUUUUUUCAUAGUAAAUGGAACUUUAAUGUAUAAUUUAACUUGACAGACUGUUAUUUCCACAUGCAUAUGUAUAGCACAGCUCGCUAUCAGAGAGAAAUAAAACAUAACCUACUUCCACAAAGUUCCUUUAACGACUGCUGUACGAACAUAAUAUACGUCACAAAACGACUAGACAAUACAUCAUAAUAAGCAUAAAAAUACAUCACCAAAUCAAGCGCGGGAAGAGCGUUCACUAACUGAUUUUAAUCUCUUAAAAACAUAAUAUCCAGUUGCAACAAUUAUCAAUGGACUUCCGUACUCAACAGCCAUUUUAUAAAUCAUAUCUGCAAGGGAAAUUGUUAAGAAGCCACAGAUUGUUUAAAUGACAUUAUGGAUAUUUUUUUUGAAAUCAAAUUAAGCAUACAGUAAUAAAAUUACAAGAGCCUCAGGUUGCCAACCAGUGACAUAGAAGUAACAUGAUAAAAGAAGUGUUAUUUUUAAAUCGCAAUAUAAUAUAGGUAUCGCUAAUUUAACUAAGGAAUUAUUUUUUUCUCGGCUGAUGUCUUUGAAACUUUGAAUCAAGGACUAAAUGUAAAUGUUUAAAAUUUGCAUCAUGUUGAAUGAUUUCAUCCCUAGAAAUUUAGCUGAUAAUUUGAUUGACGCCUGUGUAUCUUUAAAUCAAGUUAAGGUUAUGAUUUCAUCCCCAGGGCAUCAAGCUUAUAACUGAGCUCAUGGAUGAGUAUGGACUGGACGUGGUUCAGACUUACAUGAAAUAUAUUCAGGUUAAUUAUUCACUUGUCUUUAAAUUUUACACUUUUUUUUUUUUUAAAUUCACUGGGUAACAUUAAUUGUAACUGUGUAGUAUCUUUUUUUUAUUUAUAAGAGUGUAAAGAUUAGCAAAAACUUGUAGUUUAUUAUUAUUGUUACAGCUGUCUUAUAUAGCACUGUAUCCCAGCCUGGGGCUGGGCUCAUCUUGCUUUGCAUAAAAAUAUUGGCAAAAAAAAAAGUGACAUUAAAAAGUUACAUAAAUUUAUUUAAUUUAAAAAAAGUUUUUAAAAAAAAUUAAUCACCCUGCCACCUUGAGCUAUUUACAUGUCAAGCCAUGGAUGGCACCCAGCAGCAUCAUUUAUCAGUCAGAGAGGGGGUGGGGAUCAGUCAGGAUAGUAGUGGACAGGGUUUUGUUUUAAAUUUGUGAUAUCUCUUUAUUCAGUUUAGUUGAUUUUUUUCAUGUAUGUAAAAAAAAUCUUGUAUUAUGAAAUUAUUUUAAUUUCUUCACCAUGUAUUCUGUACACAGGAGAAUGCAGAAGUUGCUGUUAAGGAGAUGUUGAGAGAGAUAGCAAGAAAAACAAAAGCUAGAACAGGAAAAAAUGAGCUAUAUGCUGAGGACUUCAUGGACCAUGGCAGCAAAAUCUGUUUGUUGAUUAAAAUUGAUGAGAAAGAGGUACACAAUUUCUACCGCUGUACUAACACUUCACACAUAUUUUACCAUUUUUUUGAGCAUUGGUUGAAUCCCUCAUGUACAGUAACAACAAUUUUUUUUGUUGCUGUGACAAUUGACUCUAUCUGCAAUACUGGGAUCUAUUAUUUUUUUCUGUAUGUUACCUAUUUUAAGUAAUCGAAUUCUAUUUAUUCUAUCUAUUUAAUAUUGGAAACUUAAAAAGAGUGAGUAAACCAUUUUUUUUAAAAUUGUUAUUCUUUUAAUGAACAUAAAUUUUUCUCUAGACUAAAAUUUCUUUUCAAGCCCUUCCCGUUGUUUUUAAGAUUGUGGUGUCACAUCAGACAUUUAAUUUUUUUUUUUUAAUAACAUUUUUUUUGAAUAAAUGAAAUAAGUUAUUGAGAGGAAUUAGAUCAUUUCUUCCUGCAUUGCUAACCCUUUCGUUACCGAUGACCACCCACUUUCAAGGACGCCACAUUGUCUUCAUAACAAAGAAGCAAAGAACUUUUCUGAAAUACCAAGGAUAUUUUUUUUUUACAUGAUGUUCCCCAGGGGACAGCGGUGUUUGACUUCAGCGGAACAGAUUACCAAGUUCAUGGCAACACCAAUGCACCAAGGGCCAUCACUCUGUCAGCCAUCAUCUACUGCAUGCGGUGCAUGGUUGGACACGAUGUGCCUCUCAAUCAGGUAACCCCCUUUGCAAAAUCAACAUUUCAACCAAUUUAGGCUAGAGAAUUUCGGGACUUCAUUUGUUGGUUCUGUUUUUGUACGUUUGAAGACAAAAAAGUAAGAUAAGCUAGCAUGUGAAUUACUCAAAACUUGACCACUGAAUACAAUUUUUUUUAGGUCAAGUGAAUUUCCCCAUCAUCGUGGAGGUAACUCAUGUCUGUGUAUACAAAAAUACCACUUUUGUCUUUUACAUGUAUUUAUUGUUAUGUUUGAUAUCUCCUGUUUAAAAAGCAACCUCUGCUAUUUUUUUAUAAUUUAUUUCAUGGAAUGCUCCUCAGUCAAUGUCUAUUUUAGCAUCAAGAAUGUCCAUUUAAUUACAGGGCAGUUGAGUGAAAAAUUUGUUUCAAUUUUCUCAAUUUGCUCUUCAUGACUAAAACAAUUAUUUUUUUUAAACCUGAGACAACUAAAAGAAUACCGGUAAUCCCAAAUAAAAUGGUAAUAAAUUUACUUUCUUAUAAAUUCAUAAUUGUUCAAAUACUUUCUGAAUGUAUAAUGAAGCCCUAGUGAAUGAGCUGUGAGAAGAAAGGCUCAACAACAAAGCUUCGUUUGUUAUAGUAUGGCUUGUAUAGGGAUUUGGUGUAGGGUGAGUCUAGUGGUCACGGCAUUUCUUAACAACAGCUUCUUUAUCCAUUUUUCUGGUUGAAUUUCUAUUUGGCAGUUGUAUGAUACAGGUGAAGGAUCAUAUAGAAGAAUUAGAGCAUUGUCUAUCAAAGAAGGUCAAAGAAACUUCAGAUUAUUGUCUGAUAUGACUGAUAUGGUUGUCAUUUGUACAUAGAGUGCUUGGCUCUACUGAUACAGUUAUCCUUUGUUUUCCCAGUACAGCUGCUUGGCUCUAAUAAUAUCCUUAUCAUCUGUCUUCCCAACAGGGCUGCUUGGCUCCUAUUCAAGUGGUUAUACCUAAAGGAAGUAUCAUAGAUCCAUCAGAGGAGGCAGCAGUGGUGGGGGGCAACGUCCUGACGUCACAGAGGAUAGUGGAUGUGGUACUUAAAGCUUUUGGCGUCUGUGCUGCCUCUCAGGUUGGAACCAGAGUGACAUGUUACAGUUGGCUUAUUUUGUUGUUUUUCUUUCCAAUUUAAUUUGUUAACAAAUCAUUUUAACCAAAAUAAGUUUAAGAUUUUUUUUGCUAAAUUUCAAUCUUCUAAUGUUUUGUUUAUUCGUGCAAGUGUUUGUUAUAUCUGUUACAAUUGUAGCAGAAUUAUAUACAUUUUUAUACACAAUUGUUACAUAUCUUUGACUUAAUCUGACUUUUAAACAAAAAGUUUUUAAGAAUAGAAAUGUUUCAAACAAUAACUGUUGACUUGCUGUUAUGAAGUUUGACUGUGCUCGUAACACCCGUGUGACAACUGAAUCUUUAUCUAAACUUUUCCCAGGGAUGUAUGAACAAUAUAACAUUCGGAGAUGAGAAAGUUGGUUAUUACGAGACUGUGGCUGGUGGAGCUGGUGCUGUGAGUUUUGCAUUUCUUUAGUUUCUUUUCUUUUUUACUUCAUCACAUAUCAGGUGUAUCUUGUAUAUUUUAAAUUAAAUUUCUUUGAGUAAAAAUGAGUUGAAAAUAUGUUUCCCUCAAGUAGGAAGUAGUUUGUGGUAUUCAAUCCAAUACUCUCUGAGAUGUAGCAGUCUUGCAGUUUGCUAAAACUUACAACAAGGGCAUUAUUUAGACCAAUCGUUCUUACUUUAAAGGACAAUUAUAUAAUAAAUACUCAAGAUUUCAGAACAAGAUUUCUCGUAAGGUCAGGUAGUCUGCCGACUGUGGUGGAAAAAUUUCAAAGGGAAAGGGGGGGGGUGUACUCAAGUUUUAGUUGGUGAAGUAGAAUACUGUGGGUAGAUCAUACAUGCCAACCUGUUGGUACAAGAUUUCUCGUAAGGUCAGGUAGUCUGCCGACUGUGGUGGAAAAAUUUCAAAGGGAAAGGGGGGGGGGGGUGUACUCAAGUUUUAGUUGGUGAAGUAGAAUACUGUGGGUAGAUCAUACAUGCCAACCUGUUGGGAUCAAGAACUGUACUAAAAGUAAACAGAGAAAAAACUGUACAACGGCAUGAAAAACAGCGCCAAAAAAAAUAAAAUUCGAAAAAGCUGUAGAAAAGCAAAGGACCGGAAAAUGACAAAACCUCUGAAAUGGUUCAUUAAUAAAUACUAAGAAAAUAUCUGAAGUCAAUAAACGUAUUACAUGUUAUUUUACUUCAAAGUCUACUUUACUUUCCAGGGUCCAACCUGGCAUGGACGGAGUGGUGUCCACACUCACAUGACCAAUACUAGAAUUACAGAUCCAGAAAUAGUAGAGAAAAGGUGAUUAUCUCACUUUUUAGGACAGAUAUUAUGGGUUGCAUUUUAUAGGGAUUUUUUGUUGUUUUUUAAAAUUGUCAUUAAAGACUGAAAUAAAUAAAUUCUCUAGUCAACAUAACUAUUAAAAAUAAAAUGCUCAAUGUGUGAAUGUUCAAACUAUAAAAUUUAAAAUACGUAAAUAAGAUUAAGGGCUAAAAAGUUUAAAUAAAGUCUUUUUUUUUAUUUUAAAUUUCAUUAAAAAAUUUAAAUUUAAAAAAAUUAAGUAAAAAGUUUAAAUUUUGAAGAAGUUAAUAAAAAAUUUCAAUAAAAAGCUUAAAUUUUAAAAAAUGUUACAUAAAAAUGUUAAAUAAAAAUAAAAAGACUAAGUAAAAGUUUAAAUGAAAAUUUUUAUAGGCUACUCGCUCUACAUAGGUCACAGUUUUUUGGGCGUGACAGUUCUGAAGUCAUAAAAUAUUUUCAGUGCUUGAACUUCUGUCUUUCUGAUCUAGACUCAUUUCAUUUGUUCUCAGCGUUUCAUGGAUUUUUUUAUAAGAAACUGAUGAUCUUUCUUCAGGUACCCUGUUGUGGUCCAGUGUUUUAAGUUAAAUCAUGGGUCAGGAGGUCAAGGCCUUUACAACGGUGGAGAUGGAGUUGUCAGGGAGCUGCUUUUCCGCCGUCCAUUCAUGCUGUCGAUUUUGACAGAAAGAAGAGUGUUUUCCCCAUACGGGCUUGAAGGUAAAGCUUGCAGUUUUUAAUGGUCGUUUACCCCACCCCCGGUCGUGCUCUUCUUUUUAACAGGGUAGCACUAUGGCAGGGAAGUGUGUACUUAAUGGUAUGUUGUAAGUAUUUUAUGUGGCCUAUACAUAUGCUUAUACUUUUUUGAGUCUAAGAUGUGAAAUAAUGUUAAAAUUAGAUAGUUCACUGAUACAUAAUGGUGUUAAUAGCCAGAAUGUUGUUUAAAAUAUUAUCAUGUCCCACAAUUGUUAAAUGAAAAGCAGCUCCUCCCUCUUCUAGAAGUUUUAUUAUGAGUCAAAAUUUAGUAAUAAAAUUUGUUUUCUGAUUUCACCCGUCCAUGCUUUCCACAGGAGGUCUGCCUGGAAGUCGAGGUAGAAACUUGAUGUUUUAUGCUGAUGGGAGGAUAAUUGACCUAGGAGCCAAAAACUCUGUCAAAGUAGGGCCAGGAGUAAGUCAUUUUCAUUUAACGUGCAUUCCUCUUGCUGUCCUGUUGGAUACUAAAUCACAGCUGUUGUUUGCUGAAGAGGCUUCUUGCCAAUACGUUCGUUUUUUUGUUGCAUCCUUUUUUUUCCAGUUUUCCAAUACUUUGUUUCACUCAGUUCCUUUAAAAUUACAGACUGUUAUUCUUGUACAAAUGUUUAAACUGGAUAACCAUUAUUUGGGUUCAAAUUUCAAUAAAGGAAGGACAGCGUUUAGGCUGUGUGAAUGAAAUGGUAGAAAAAGGUCUGUGGUAGUUUGAAUCAAAAGACAGGACAAUAAGAUGUGUUCAAGCUGUGUGAAUGAAAUGGUAGAACAAGGUCUGUGGUAGUUUGAAUCAAAAGACAGGACAAUAAGAUGUGUUCAAGCUGUGUGAAUGAAAUGGUAGAACAAGGUCUGUGGUAGUUUGAAUCAAAAGACAGGACAAUAAGAUGUGUUCAAGCUGUGUGAAUGAAAUGGUAGAACAAGGUCUGUGGUAGUUUGAAUCAAAAGACAGGACAAUAAGAUCUGAACGUUUUGGCUAAGAGCCGUCCUCUACAAACAGAACAAAUGAAAAUACCAAAUGAAAAUGAUCGCCAUUGUUGUUGUCAGUAAAAAAUGUUACUUUGCUGACAUCACAAUAACUUUUAAUGCUAUUUGAGUCAUUCAAAAGUAUGAAAUAUUUCUGAAGUGAUCCCAAAAAUUGACGCUCAUGUUUCUACACAUCCAGUUACCAUAGGUUUUUGUUGUUUUUUUCUCCAUGAAUUCAAACUUAUUGCUUUUUAUCCACAGGACGUCUUCCACCUUGAAACACCUGGUGGUGGGGGUUAUGGUGCACUGAUCUCAGAUUACGAGAAAAAUGGUCCAUCAUCAAACAAGCGUAAAACUGUGGAAGGUCGACCUCGGCCUACUUUUCAAUCCGGAAGUGUUUACAGCUACAAACUUCUUCAAGAGUCUGCCUAGGAAUAAACUGUGCCAAACACUUGGCUUAGACUUUUGACAGUUGUCAAACAUUUCCUUGAGUGAUAUUCAGACAGUUUGAUUGUGAUAUAGGAAUAUUUAUGAAAACGAAUAAUCUGAAUUUUAUCCAGAGGUCAUUUGAAUGAUAUGAAACUAUCCAAAUCAGAAUUUACUUACAAGCUGUGUCACAAUAACUUAUAAGCUGUUUCAAGAUAACUUAUAAGUGGUGUCAAGAUAACUUAUUAAUAGUGAUAAAUUAUUUCCUUCAGAAAUUGUGUUAAAUCUCUGUUAUAAGAUCCAACCCUGUAGCGGCCUAAUCCAAACCCCAGAUAAUCUGAAAUCUUUUUUAUUAAGAAAUCUGAACACAACUUACAACAAAACUCGCAGGGUGUGAGGCCAAGGGAGCUCACUCCCUAAUAUUUUCUUGCUAUGUUGAUCAGGCCAAGAAAAGGGGCUUAAUUUGCUGGUGGCAUUAACUUGUUUCUUUCCGGUUAGGUGGAGUACUAGUCAGAAAUUUGACAGUUAAAACUUUACAAGACUAAAACAUUUGAAAACUCGAAGUAGCAAUUAAGCCGGGAUAUUAAAAUGGGGAAUCUCCUGAUUGGCCAGGGUUAAAUAUGGGCUAAAGAUUUUUGUAAUUUUUAUUUUUGAUUUAAUUAUAAUGUUUGAUGUUAUGGGCUUGAUGUACAAGUGUUUAUUCAGGCAAACUAAUAAUUAAAGUGCAUAAGUGUAACAUAUCUUAGACUGGAUGGUUGUAUUGUUUAUUCUCAGUUGUGUAGUUCUAGAUCCCUGCAUUAUGUCAAGAGCUACAAACUUUCCCACCUGCUAACAUGAUUUAUGUUUAAGUUAGUGUCCAUUGUAGAAAAGAGUUUAUCUUGCAGUUACUACUCUGUCGGAAUAUUAUAUUUGUGUUUAGAGUUAAACUAUUUACUAUGCCAUCCCAUUCUUGUACACUUUCCUGUAUUCCCUCUUUUGAUGUACAUCUCCUGUGAACAUUCCCUGCUGUCCUUUUCCUGAUAUACUUCUCUGCUGUCUUUUCCUGAUAUACUUCCCUGCUGCAUUUUUCUGAUAUACUUUCCUGCUGUCUUUCUCUUAUAUACUUAUUUGAUGUCUUUUGCUGAUAUAUGUCUUUGCUGUCUUUUCCUGAUAUACUUUUUUGCUGUACCUUAUAUUUUUAUAAAGGAAGCUUUUGAAAGUUCUUUUUCUCUGCAUCUCUCUACAAAAAGAAACAACAAAACACUGGAAAGAAAUUUUUUUUGAAAUCUCAUUUAAAUGUUUGCUGUUAGUGUAAGGGAGAGUAAGGAAUGAAUUAAAGGGAGUAAGGAAUGAAUUAAAGGGAUGAAUGGCUUUGUGAAGCAAAGAAUGUACAAGGGAAGAAUAUGGCUUUGUGAGGCAAAGAAUGUACAAGGGAAGAAUAUGGCUUUGUGAAGCAAAGAAUGUACAAAGGAAGAAUAUGGCUUUGUGAGGCAAAGAAUGUACAAGGGAAGAAUAUGGCUUUGUGAGGCAAAGAAUGUACAAUGGAAGCGAGAGAAAAUAAACAUAAAUAAGUUAUUAAAAAUA